CUGGGGGUUACCUUCUAGACAGCAUUUACAUUCACUGGUCAGCUGUUCGCUGACUCGCAGCUCUCAAGUCCCUUUAAGACGGUUUAAUUUUUAUAAGGGUUUUUAGAUUAUGACCGUGAACAACAUGGCAGAUCCACGACGAUCGAACAAAAUUUUUCGCUACAAGCCUCCCAACACAGAAACAAAUCCCACACUGGAAGACCCUACGCCGGAUUACAUGAACCUGCUGGGAAUGAUCUUCAGUAUGUGUGGGCUGAUGCUCAAGCUUAAAUGGUGCGCCUGGAUUGCGGUGUACUGCUCGUUCAUCAGUUUUGCCAAUUCGCGAAGCUCAGAAGACACCAAACAGAUGAUGAGCAGCUUCAUGUUGUCCAUAUCUGCAGUCGUGAUGUCGUAUUUGCAGAACCCACAGCCCAUGUCUCCGCCCUGGUAACAAAUAAUCCAGACUCAGUAGGCCAUCUCAGCGGGGAACGUAUGAGAGCCAGAGAGAACCAGCUGAUCCUCCCAAUGUCCUUCUGGAACACUGGGACGGAAAAUCAGAGGCUGAAAAAUUGCCCAAUGUAGCUCCCGUUUGACCUUUUUAAUUUUCUCUGUGCGCUCCACUUUUUUUAAGUGUGCUUUGACCACACACUGCUAAAUAUAUACUAUGAAUGAUUUUGAGAAAUAAAUGUUUCAAAAGACA
Myxocyprinus asiaticus (Chinese sucker) is the source of this 679-nucleotide messenger RNA. It is a transcript of the gene wdr83os, whose product is annotated as WD repeat domain 83 opposite strand. The coding region runs from base 110 to 430 and encodes 106 amino acids. Gene Ontology annotation, cellular component: endoplasmic reticulum membrane. The record is from RefSeq and is a predicted model, not a curated record. The transcript has 4 exons. Gene Ontology annotation, molecular function: protein folding chaperone. Lineage: Eukaryota; Metazoa; Chordata; Actinopteri; Cypriniformes; Catostomidae. Gene Ontology annotation, biological process: protein insertion into ER membrane.